UUAAGACGAACACGUUGAAUCCUGAAUCAGAAACGAAUAGAAAGAAUUGGCUGGAGGAAGCGUAGGUGAGUGACGGUAGAGUGCAGAACCGUUGAUCACGGUGGAGAUGGAAGCACCGCAGUCGCAGUCACAGAUGCAGGUGCAGGUGCAGUUGCAGGGUAACAGCAGCUCCAACCCCAACCCUAACCCUGAUCCUAGCCCGAUUCGGAGUACGGGGGGAAUUUGGCCAACAAUCGACGGACCUCUGGGGCUGUCGGAGGAAGAAUCAGUGAGCUACGCUCGGCGGUUCUACAAGUUCGGGUUCGCACUUCUUCCUCUUCUUUGGGCCGUUAACUGCUUCUACUUCUGGCCCGUCCUUCGCCACUCUCGCUCCUUCCCUCGCAUUAUAUUGUAGGAUCAGCAGUUGGGUUCACAGUAUUCUCGGCGCUUCUCUGUACCUGGGCUCUAACAUUUUCGCUUGGAGGGGAACGCCUCUUUGGGCCGGUCUGGGAUCAAUUGGUUAUGUACAAUCUUGCUGAUAGGUUAGGUUUAACAGCCUGGAACUAGUUGUGUUGUGUGUGGCACCUCUAGGCCUUUAAUCACGAUGGAAGAAAAUAUGUUGAUGCCUGUAUCUAGUUACUUGGAUUUAUACUUACUGAGACAUUGAUUUAGGGUUUCAAUGUUGUGGAUUUAUUAUUGAAGCCAAAUAUGAUACAUAAAAGCAAUGUUAUUUUUGGUGAAGUAAAAGCAAUGUUUUGGAAGAGAAUGUUCAUGCUUUCCUAAUCGCCUAUAUAUACACAGCUUGUAAUUAAUUUCUAGACUUAAUUAUGUCAUUC
Arachis ipaensis is the source of this 815-nucleotide messenger RNA. Lineage: Eukaryota; Viridiplantae; Streptophyta; Magnoliopsida; Fabales; Fabaceae. The record is from RefSeq and is a predicted model, not a curated record.